Messenger RNA from Grosmannia clavigera kw1407, 435 nucleotides. RefSeq lists its product as uncharacterized. The transcript is spliced from 2 exons. The record is from RefSeq and is a predicted model, not a curated record. The coding region runs from base 1 to 435 and encodes 144 amino acids. Lineage: Eukaryota; Fungi; Ascomycota; Sordariomycetes; Ophiostomatales; Ophiostomataceae.
AUGUCUUCCUCUCCUUGCAAAGAGUCCGCCAACCUCAUCAACCAAAUUUACCAGAUCUAUGAGCUGAUCCAAUCCAUCAUCAAAAUUAUUGGUGAUAUUCAGCUUCUCUGUGGUGCAACGGUUGGGCGGUUUGUUAUCAACGGUUUCCGUCUGUCAGUCGUCAUCAUCCGUUUUAUGAUCAACAUCGUCUUUCUAUUUCUGCCCUUCUCCAGCCCUUUUGAGAAAGCGAAUGUUUCCAAGAACUCUGUCAAAGAUACCGCCACGAGCGAUGUUGCCAAGGAUAUGGCCACAGGUAACGCCAAGGGCAAUACCACGCCCAACACCAGCGAAGUUGUCAUUUCUCAAGACACCUCGAAGGACCCGAAGGAAUCACUCGGCGACGCAAUGCCCCUGCUUGCAACUGGCACGGACCAUACGGUAAAGAAGAAGGUGUAG